Messenger RNA from Cylindrotheca closterium, 1563 nucleotides. The record is from the annotation of a GenBank genome assembly. Lineage: Eukaryota; Bacillariophyta; Bacillariophyceae; Bacillariales; Bacillariaceae.
AUGAAGACCUUUUCGACAGCCAUUUUGACAAUCCUCGCCACUUGUGUGUCACACUCCUAUGGUUAUGACGAGAUUCCAAAUACUGAUUACCAUGGAAUGUUUCAGGGCUGCGAAGCUGCGAAUGGUAUUCUGGGCUCUUUCUCACAGUCAGGUCACCCCAACCCCCAAUCGUGCGAUAAGCUCUGCCGAAGCAACAACGAUUCGGGUGGCUUGAGAGCAUUUAUGUACAUGAAAGGCCAUUGUAAGUGUCUGUACGACUUUAACACCAUGACAUGCCCACCUACAAUGACCUGCGAUUUCGAUGGAAGAACUGGUAGCGGCCCUAUUCAACCAAAGCCCAAUACUCCAACCUACUACAGUUGCUACGAAUACCAAAGAUCCGAUACUGAUACUGGAAGCACAACAAGCGGGCCAACCUCUGGGCCAACGCCUACACCAGUAGUUGAACAAUCCACUAUCGCAAAUACUAAUUUCCUUGGAAAUGAGCAGGGCUGCGAAGCUGCGAAUGGUGAACUUGACUUUUCCUUUAAGGUAGGUCAAACUCCGACGCCCGAGUCUUGCGACCAGCUCUGCCGAAACAACAACGAUUCGGGUGGCUUGCGAGGAUUUAGGUACAUUCCUGGACCCGGCGUCUGUAUGUGCUUGUACGAUGAUGGCACAUGCCCACCUGCGUUAGGCUGCACUGUCGGUAAAAGUGGUAGCGGCCCCAUUGAACCAAAGCCCCAUACAUACAGCAACACGGAUUGCUACGCAUACAAAAGUUUCCCUGUUGGUGGAUCCAAGAACACAGAAAGCAAUGGCGAUCCUCAUUUCCGCACCUGGAAGGACGAGCACUUUGAGUUCCACGGACAGUGCGAUCUUGUCAUGACAAAGGUCAAAAACUUUGCCAACAAGGAGAGCGUCGACCUUGUGAUCCAGCUUCGUACGAACAUGGUUCGGUACUGGAGCUAUAUUAGAUCCGCCGCUAUUCGCAUCGGAGAUGAUAUCCUCGAGGUCGAAGGAUCCGUUGACAACGAAGACGGCAUCGACAAGCGUCACCACUGGAUCAACUUUGAGUACAGUGGUGAAAUCCAAGACCUUGGUGGCUACCCAGUCACCAUUAGCCCGCGCAACAACAAGUACACUAUUGACCUUGACAAAGACUACUCCGGCCUAAAGAUCGAGAUCAAAACCUUCAAGGAGUUUGUGGGUGUCAAGAUCAUUGGUGCCACCGAGGAGUCCUUUGGAAAUGCCGUUGGUAUCACUGGUGAUUUCAACACUGGAAACACCUAUGCCCGUGAUGGCAGUACCGUCUUGCAUGAUUUCAACGAGCUCGGCCUCGAGUGGCAAGUCUUGCCAUCCGAUGGCAAGUUGUUCCAUGAGAUCGCCAAACCUCAGUUCCCAGAGUUGUGCUACCUUCCGGAAGAUCCCCGCGGCGAACGUGCUCGUCGCUUGGCCGAAUCGGAUAUCACCGAAGAAGCUGCCGAAGCCGCUUGUGCCGGCCUCAAGGAUGACUUCGAUCGCAAGGGAUGCGUCUAUGAUAUCUUGGCCACCCAAGAUAUGGACAUGGUCGGUGCCUACUAA